This is a messenger RNA of Arachis stenosperma, 3291 nucleotides long. Its product is annotated as protein TRANSPARENT TESTA 9. The record is from RefSeq and is a predicted model, not a curated record. Gene Ontology annotation, biological process: regulation of autophagosome maturation; endosomal transport; endosome to lysosome transport. The transcript is spliced from 22 exons. Bases 363 to 2966 code for a protein of 867 amino acids. Gene Ontology annotation, cellular component: late endosome; endolysosome membrane. NCBI's taxonomy places the organism in Eukaryota, Viridiplantae, Streptophyta, Magnoliopsida, Fabales, Fabaceae.
CGCAUGUCAUUCCAUUCUGGCAUAUUCCAUGUCCAUGUAUUACGAAUUGCAUUAACCCAAUCAAUUAACAAUUAAUUAAAUUUUGAAAAAGAAAUCCCCCAGUUUCCCCUUCGAACUUCGAUACGGCACUUCCUUCCACCACCUUCAGUUGUGUUUGCACUAGCUCACAUAAAUCGAAAACUCAGUCUUCACUAUUUCGGGCAAAACGCACGAUCUCUCCAGAUUCCAGAACCCUACUAUCUCUUCCUUCUCUUUCUCUCUCUUCCGACCGAAGCUGCUCGCGAAGAUCGACGAGCAGUUUCAAUCUUCGAUGCAGGAUGAAUUCAAUUGAGCUCGAUUUCGACGCUUGAUUCUACACAACCAUGUGGUUAUCCUUCUGGAGAUCCAGAGAUCGUUUCUCGUUAGAUCAACUCAGGUACUUAACUGAUCAAUUGACAAAGAUUCAAAUUGUUAAUGAGAUUAACAAGGAUUUUGUUAUUGAGGCACUGAGAUCGAUUGCGGAAUUGAUAACAUAUGGCGACCAGCACGAUCCUAGAUUUUUUGAACACUUCAUGGAAAAGCAAGUCAUGGGCGAGCUUGUGCGAAUACUAAAGCUGAGCAGGAUCAGUAGCGUUCCACUUCAGUUGCUGCAAACAGUGAGCAUUAUGAUCCAGAACCUUAGAAGUGAACAUGCUAUAUAUUAUAUGUUCAGUAACGAACAUAUGAACUACCUGAUAACGUAUUCGUUUGACUUUCGGAAUGAAGAACUAUUGUCAUACUACAUAUCUUUUUUAAGAGCAAUAAGUGGAAAGCUGAACAAGAACACAAUUUCUCUGCUUGUGAAGACUUGUGAUGAUGAAAUUGUCUCGUUUCCACUGUAUGUUGAGGCCAUAAGGUUUGCAUUUCAUGAGGAGAACAUGGUUCGCACUGCAGUACGAACUGUAACCCUUAAUGUUUAUCACGUUGGCGACGAUGCUGUAAAUAGAUAUAUAACCAGUGCACCUCAUGCAGAUUACUUCUCAAACUUGAUUUCAUUUUUUAGGAAGCAGAGCAUGGAUUUUAAUAAACUCGUCUCUGAUACUUUGACAAAUCCGGGACCAGAUUCAACCUCUACAAUAAUUGCAGCUGUUGAUGACAUUGAGGAUAACCUGUACUACUUCAGUGAUAUUGUCUCCGCUGGAAUACCUGAUAUUGGGACGCUAAUAACGGACAGCUUUCUGGUGGUUCUGAUAUUUCCGUUACUUUUUCCUUCCUUGAGGAUAGUUGGUGAUAAUGAAAUGCAAAGUGGUGUUGUCACUUCUCUCUACUUACUUUGUUGCAUACUGAGGAUACUCAAAAUCAAAGAUUUGGCAAAUACCAUAGCUGCUGCUCUUUUUUAUCCCUUAGAGGCCUUUACACAGAGUUCUUGGGGUAAAUUCAAUGGUCAUAUAUCUGGUGAUGGUUUCACAUCUAAAACUGAAGUGUCAGAAAAUGAUAAUCUUAACAGCUACGAUCCAAGAUGUUCGAUGGUCAAUGCUCCAUACAUACCUAGUUCUUCAGGGUUUCAUUCAGCCCAUGCUCACUCACAAAAUGAUUGUAGCAGUUCAAAUUUGUCUUUAAGGGAAGUUUUGCUAGCAUAUGUAACAAAAGGGAACGAUAUUGAAGUGUUGGGUUCUUUGGGUCUGCUUGCAACCCUGCUGCAAACUAAAGAACUUGACGAGUCAAUGCUAGAUGGACUUGGAAUUCUACCCCAACGUAAACAACACAAGAAACUCUUAUUGGAAGCUUUGGUUGGUGAGGCUUCAGGUGAAGAGCAACUUUUUUCUCCCAAAAAUAGCUUAGCUAGGGACGGAAUUGGUAGUGAGCUUGAGUAUUAUCAUGAAAAGAUCAAGGAGCAUUAUGGAGUAUCGUCUCAGGCUACUGAUGUGGGAACAAGUCCUCUUGUACGUAGAUUUCAGGUGAUUGAUGCAUUAGUUAGCCUCUUCUGUCGUUCUAAUAUAUCUGCAGAGACAUUGUGGGAUGGUGGUUGGCUUCUACGCCAGUUGCUUCCUUACAGUGAGUCAGAGUUCAACAGCAACCACCUUGAAUUGCUGAAAGUUUCAUACAAUAGUUGUGCUUCUGCUCUUAUGGAGGAGGCUAGAGGUAUUUGGUCCGACUUUCUUGUUACUGUUCUCUGUGAAGAGUGGAGAAAGUGUAAAAGAGAAAAUUUUCAAACUGUAGCAAUGGAGUCAUCAUCUCCUCGGAAAGAAUGGACUUGCAUGCUUUUGCCACCACACAAGCUCUCUUCUGAAGUUGAUGUUCCAGAUGAAUCAUCAUUUGUUGCUGGAGAAAGAAUGCUUGAGUUGGUGAAGGUAUUUGUACUGCAACAUCAACUUCAAAUAUUCGCUCUUGGUAAACCUUUACCUGAACAACCUCCAAUUCAUCUUCCUGGGGAUCUCCCUGUGAAUCAUCGUGCCAAGACUUGUGGGCUUGAUGUGUCGGGCCCAAAGCCAGGCAUUGAACUCAGCCUUGGUGAUGCUGUGCCCUGUAGAAUUGCUUUUGAAAGGGGCAAAGAACGCCAUUUUUGGUUUCUUGCAAUCUCUGUAGGAACAUCUGGGUGGCUUGUCCUUGCAGAAGAAUUGCCACUGAGGCAGACCCAUGGGGUCAUUCGGGUUGCUGCACCUUUGGCUGGUUGUAACCCCAAGAUUGAUGAUAAACAUCCGAAAUGGUUGCAUGUGCGGAUCCGGCCAUCCUCUUUGCCCUUUCUGGAUCCUGCAAAAUUCAAUGAUAAUGGGAAAUCAAAGACAAAAGCUUUGAUAGAUGGAAGAUGGACACUAGCUUUCCGGGAUGAGGAAUCUUGCAAGUCUGCUUUACUGAUGAUUGUUGAAGAGAUGGGUUUGCAGAGUGAUGAGGUUCAUAGAAGAUUAAAACCGUUGCUCAACCUUGAAAUUGCAACAGAUUCAUCAAGCUCGUCUGUAUGUGAUCCCGAUGAUUCCUCUUCGUUUAGAACACAUCCUAAUUCAUUGUAAGUUCUUUGGCUUGGUUUACCGUAGUGGGUUGUUUGGUUGAGGGGUGAGAAAUUAUUUAAGUCUCGUCACCCUUUUGUAUAUGCUCCCAAAAUAUAUAGCAGAUUUGUAGAUUAGCAAAUGUGGCUUAGUGUCAUUCUUUUUGUAUACUAGCCUUUCCCUGCCUUGAUCUUGUAAGUUUUGCCCUUGCUCCUCUCAUUUUGUAGCAGCUCUAACUUAGGUCAUCCCAUCUCUUUUUCCCUAUUUCCAUUAUGUACGCUCUGUAGCAAUUGUAAAUCUGAGGGAACCCCAUAAAGAAAGCUUUUCCUCCUUUUGUUUUCCCCCUUUU